Molecule: messenger RNA, 1869 nt
Organism: Sphaerodactylus townsendi
Lineage: Eukaryota; Metazoa; Chordata; Lepidosauria; Squamata; Sphaerodactylidae
Gene: CHTOP
Product: chromatin target of PRMT1
Exons: 6
Coding region: 235-978 (247 amino acids)
Source: RefSeq, a predicted model, not a curated record
GCGGCUGGGGGACGCGGCGCCAUUUUGCCGGGUUUCUGAGGGGGGACGUGGAGCAGCCGCGUUCGGGGGUCGCCACCAGAUUGAGGAGAAAAGAGGCCGCCGCCAACCGCCACCAUCCCGCUCUUCCCAUUCAGGGCGCCUGAGGGCGGAGGCCAGCCUGAGCCGAGCCUCCAGCCGUUGCCGCUGCCGACAGAGCAGAGCCAGUCCCGCCCCCGACGGUUCUGGGGACCCAAGAUGGCCACGCAGUCCACACCGAAAGUUGUGCUUAAGAGCACCACCAAGAUGUCCCUCAACGAGCGCUUCACUAACAUGCUGAAGAACAAACAGCCGAUCCCCGUCAACAUUCGAGCCACUAUGCAGCAGCAGCAGCUCGCCAGCGCCCGCAACAGGAGGCUGGCCCAGCAGAUGGAGAACAGACCUUCUGUGCAGGCCGCCUUAAAGCUCAAGCAGAAGAGCUUGAAACAACGCCUGGGGAAGAGCAACAUCCAAGCACGUUUAGGCCGACCCGUGGGACCCCUGGUCCGUGGAAUGUUGGGGGGCCGAGGGCUGCCCAUGGGUCAGAGAGGGCUGCCCCGAGGAGCCAUGCGUGGGGGCCGUGGAGCGAGAGCAUUGCUGCGAGGAGGAAUUCCCCUCAGAGGGCAAGGUUUACUCCGGGGUGGGCGUGGCAUCUCUCCUAGGAUAGGCCUGAGAAGAGGAGGCCUCAGAGGGCGCGGAGGGCCUGGCAGAGGUGGGCUCCUCAGGGGGCCCAUGGGGCGUGGUGGAAUCGGAGGCAGAGGUCGCGGCAUGGCAGGCCGGGGCAGAGGCGGCUUUGGCGGCCGUGGGAGAGGCAGAGGGCGUGGCAGAGGCUCCGCCCGCCCUGCGCUGACCAAGGAGCAGCUGGACAACCAACUAGACGCCUACAUGUCCAAAACCAAAGGACACCUGGACGCUGAGCUAGAUGCCUACAUGGCCCAGACAGACCCGGAAACCAAUGACUGACGUCCGCUCCCCACAGACACUUGCUGAGAUUAUCUUGUGUGGGUCCCCCCCACUCCCCCACCCCACCCUCUCUAAGAACAGCCACAGCAGAUCAUGCGAGGGAGGGGGGAGAACCUUGCCGGCCUGCGGGUGGGGAAGGGCAGGAAUCACGACUUUAAUGUGUUCCUUUUACAUUUUGAUACUCUUGUGUUGUACGAAUUGUUGGGGGGGUUGUUUUUUUACAUAAAUAUAUAUAUGAAAAUAUUUCUGAAACAGCUCAGAAAAUGAAUGUGACUGACCUGCCAUCCCAGGUGGCACCCAGUUUGCUAGGUGACGCAGGAGUGCUGAGCUACACUCCACCCCCCUUCUCCACCCCCCACCAUAAAGCUGGUAGCCUUGCAUGUUUCACGCCCUUCCUCUGUGCCCCUCCCCUGCUCAAAUGAACGAGCCUUAGCCGCAGAUGGAAGGGCUCUUGUACUCAUAAUCUGACUCUUCAAGGAGAUGCAGCCUCUUUAAGGGUUGGAUUUCAAGGUGGCAGCGCUGGCCACGUUGGAAACGAAUUGCAGGCUCUCCUCGCAUCUGCUGUUUGGCCGUUUUCUGCCCACCGACAUGUCCACGCUUUGAGCGGACAGCCAAAGCCGUGGUCUCGUUCCCUUCCCCACCACCGAUUUUUAGUUGAGUUCCCAAACCGUGACUGGGCCAGAACAGAACCUCUUAACUUGCAGCCGCCCUUUCCUUUGUGUGCGUCGACGCUCUUUGUUUCCGGGCUCACCGCCUAAAUUUGUGUUCGAGACGCCACGCAGUUGGUUCUGCCGCGAGGACUCUUGUGCGUUUUUGACCCGCUCUGUUCCAGUUUGAAUGACAUCUUGUAUUCUUUGGUUCUCUGUAAAAAACAAAAUUGCAAACAAAUAA